Molecule: messenger RNA, 4051 nt
Organism: Panicum virgatum (switchgrass)
Lineage: Eukaryota; Viridiplantae; Streptophyta; Magnoliopsida; Poales; Poaceae
Product: importin-4-like
Exons: 19
Coding region: 1114-3660 (848 amino acids)
Biological process (GO): protein import into nucleus
Cellular component (GO): cytoplasm; nucleus
Molecular function (GO): small GTPase binding; nuclear import signal receptor activity
Source: RefSeq, a predicted model, not a curated record
UCAUCCUGUAAGGCGAGCUAGUGCAAAUGUCGUGAGCAUUAUAGCUAAGUAUGCAAUCCCUGCAGGAGAGUGGCCAGAACUAUUACCUUUUCUUUUCCAAUGCAGCCAAAGUCCUCAGGAAGAUCAUAGAGAAGUGGCUUUGAUUCUUUUCAGCUCCCUUACUGAAACUAUUGGGGCUACUUUUCAAUCUCAUCUGAACAAUUUGCAACCUAUUUUGCUGAAAUGUCUGCAAGACGAGUCUAGCUCUCGAGUCAGAAUUGCGGCCCUAAAGGCUGUUGGAUCUUUCAUAGAAUAUGUCAAUGAUGGAGGUGACAUUGUAAGUUUUACUCGUCAGGUGUGAUUUUCUUAAAGUUUGUCUGUUUGGAGUUAAAAAAUGUACCACUUCUAUGAUUAUUCUAAUUGGUCCUACUAUUUUGAAUAUUGUUAUUUAGAUCUGUGUUUUGUUUACAGCAACUGGUUCUACUGUAUUUUCCUAGUGUUUGCUAAUAAUGACGCUCUUUUGCAUCUACCAUAACAUAGGAUUUGACUCAUUGCUAAUCUCUACUACACUAACCUCUUAUGCCUAUGAACAUAUUUGCAUAACAAUUUUUUUUCCCUUGAGAUAAGUGCAGUUCCAUGAAGCUAUUUCGCCCUGUUCAUGGUCCGGGUUUUCCAGGUUCGGCUGGGUCCAUGACCCAACCUGCGUAUUUACUACUUGGUCCAGGUUGGGUUGGUCCUAUAAGGUUUAGAACAGGUUUAAUUAUGUGUUGGGUUAAACUGGUCUGGUGUGGUUCGACGGGUUUGUCACGGGUUGAAUUUGCAGCAAACAACAAGGCCGUCAACGGGCCAACUAGAUGCUUGCCUCUAGCCUUUGGGCCUGGACGCCUGGUAGAUACAGGCCUUUCUGCACAUCAUUAGCACAUUUCCACACAGGUCGCCAGCAAGUGCCGCCGUCGCAAAGAGGAGGCGCCGAGGCGGAGCUCCUGCCGCGCCACCCGCCGAAGCUCGCCUGUGGCCGCUCGCGAGCGUCAUCCGGCGAAACUCACCCCGCGGCUCCUGCUGCUUGCUCGGCCAGGUCUUCUACCCAGACUGCUCAACCAAGAGGACAGCAAGGAUUUCGUGACCACGGUCAAAAUGUUUCGGGACUUUGUUCCCAGUAUCUUGAAUAUAUCGAGGCAAUGUCUUGCUAAUGGCGAGGAAGAUGUUGCUUCCAUUGCAUUUGAAAUUUUUGACGAACUAAUUGAAUCUCCAGCGCCACUUCUUGGCGACUCUGUAAGGUCAAUUGUGCAAUUCUCGCUGGAAGUUUCUGCAAACCAGGAUCUGGAAAUAAAUAUAAGGCAGCAGGCCAUCCAGAUAAUUUCAUGGCUUGCAAAGUUUAAAGCAUCUUUCUUGAAAAAGCACAAACUGGUUGUACCUAUCCUGCAAGUUAUGUGCCCUUUGCUUACGGAAACAGCUAAUGAAGAUGAAGAUUCUGAUCUAGCAGCUGAUCGUUCUGCUGCCGAAGUCAUUGAUACAAUGGCUAUCAACUUACCAAGACACGUUCUUGCACCAGUUCUUGAGUUCGCUUCUGUGAGCUUUAAUCACAUUAAUCCGAAGUAUCGUGAGGCUGCUGUGACAUCACUGGGUGUUAUCUCAGAGGGUUGUUGUGAACAUUUGAAAGAUAAGCUGGAAGAUUGUCUGAAAAUUGUUUUGGAAGCAUUAAAGGAUCAAGAGCAAAUGGUUAGAGGUGCUGCGUCUUUUGCUCUUGGUCAGUUUGCUGAACACCUGCAACCAGAAAUUUUGUCUCAUUAUGCGAAUGUACUUCCAUGCAUCCUAAAUGCUCUUGAAGACCCAUCAGAUGAAGUUAAGGAGAAAUCAUAUUAUGCCCUUGCAGCAUUCUGUGAGGACAUGGGUGAAGAUAUCCUGCCAUAUCUAGAUCCCUUGAUAUGCAAAUUGGUUAUGUCUUUGCAGAGCAGUCCGCGGAACUUGCAAGAGACAUGCAUGUCUGCAAUUGGCUCUGUGGCUGCUGCUGCAGAGAAGGCUUUUACCCCAUACGCAGAAAAGGUCCUUGAAAUGAUGAAAGGUUUUAUGGUGCUCACUAGUGAUGAAGAUUUGUGUGCAAGAGCUAGGGCUACCGAGGUUGUUGGGAUAGUAGCCAUGGCAGUUGGCAGAGCAAGAGUUGAAGCGAUACUGCCCCCCUUCAUCGAGGCUGCUAUUUCUGGUUUUGGAUUGGAUUACAGUGAACUUAGAGAAUAUACUCAUGGUUUUUUUAGCAACGUUGCUGAGAUUUUGGGUGAUAGUUUUACACAGUAUCUUCCUCAUGUUGUACCUCUCGUAUUUUCUUCCUGCAACUUGGAUGAUGGUUCUGCUGUGGACAUUGAUGAUGCUGAUAGUGUUGACAAUGGAUUUGGCGGUGUUUCCUCUGAUGAUGAUGCUAAUGAUGAGCCAAGAGUUAGAAAUAUCAGUGUGCGGACUGGGGUAUUAGAUGAGAAAGCUGCUGCAACACAGGCUAUUGGUUUUUUUGCACUACACACGAAGAGUGCCUAUGCUCCGUAUCUCGAGGAGUCACUGAAGAUUUUAAUCAGGCACAGUGGGUAUUUCCACGAAGAUCUGAGGCUCCAGGCAGUCAUUUCUCUAAAACAUAUCCUAACUGCAGUUAGGGCAAUACCUCCUACACAUGCUGAUGUACAAGAGAAACAGAAGGAUGUCCUUGAUACGGUUCUGAACAUCUAUAUUAAGACCAUGACAGAGGAUGAUGACAAAGAGGUUGUUGCACAAGCUUGCAUGAGUGUAGCAGACAUUGUGAAGAACUGUGGUUUUGCUGCAAUUGAACCUUAUAUACUAAGGCUUGCUGAGGCGACACUCAUUCUUUUGCGUCAAGAAUCAAGUUGUCAGCAAGUAGAGUCGGAUGGUGAGGAUGAUGGCGACAUUGAUCAUGAUGAAGUCCUCAUGGAUGCAGUUUCAGAUCUAUUGCCAGCUUUUGCAAAAGUGAUGGGUUCUUAUUUUGAUCUUAUCUUUGCAAAAUUGUUUGAUCCAUUGAUGAAAUUUGCUAAAUCUCCCCAUCCUCCCCAAGAUAAGACUAUGGUUGUUGCAACCUUAGCUGAGGUCGCUCAGGAAAUGGGUUCUCCAAUUUCUGCUUAUGUUGAUAAAAUAAUGCCUUUGGUGUUGAAAGAGCUUGCAUCAUCUGAUGCUACUAAUAGAAGAAAUGCUGCUUUCUGUGUUGGUGAGAUUUGCAAGAAUGGGGGUGCUGCAGCACUAAAGUACUAUGGGGAUAUACUUCGUUCUCUGCAUAAUCUGUUUAGUAACUCAGAAUCAGAUGAUGCAGUAAGAGAUAAUGCUGCUGGUGCUAUUGCUAGGAUGAUAAUGGUGCAGCCUCAGUCAAUUCCUCUCAACCAGGUUCUUCCAGUAUUUAUCAAAGCUUUGCCACUAAAAGAAGAUCAUGAAGAAUCAAUGUCUGUCUAUAGUUGCAUCUGCAGUUUAUUACUAUCAUCGCAUCCCCAGAUCCUUCCUCUUGUGCCUGAUGUGAUACAUGUCUUUGCCCAAGUGGUGGUAUCCCCAGACGAGAGUGAUGAAGUCAAAACAAAUAUUGGCAAGGCUGUAUCUCACUUGAUAUCUGUCUACGGCCAGCAAAUGCAGCCUAUACUGAGUGCACUGCCACCAGCUCAUGCAAACGCAUUGGCAGCAUUUGCCAGUAGAAGAUGAUCACUGAGAAGCAACUUUUCUUCAGUUCUUUGUUCUGUUGGAUUGUUUUGGCUGUCAAAUGAUUGCCAUUUUCUCAAGGCCAUCAUUUGUCGAUUCUGGUUAGAUGGAUCAAACCAGAUGGGAUGUCUGCAUCGGACAUGGGUGCGAGUGAGUAGAAUUCUUGUUUUCCUUUUUGGUGUUAUUAGUGGUGCUCAUUGGAGCUGUGUGCGCGGUUGAUGGUGCUAUCCUUGGCCAACAGCGCAUUUGCCGAGUCUGCCUGUUUUCAGGUUCCGGUUUUGGUUGUUUGUUAGCUUGGUUUCAUAAUUCUUUUACCGGGCUGUGCGAUUCAUUGAUUACUGUUGUAUAUAGAACAGAGUAUUUUAUAUAGAAUAUAUGGCCUUUUGGAACUUUA